CAUAGAGAUACUGUCUAAAGAUUUCUCUAGAAGCAUUAGAAGAUCCAGAUAAUCCUACUAGUGCUUCAGAGGCGUACACUGUGUCUGCUCCUCAUUUGAGUAAACUGUGGAGCUUUAAAUGUCCACUGACCAAAUCAAGACCAGUCACUUGUAUGGCAUGGAACACUGUCAAUAAAGAUAUUUUUGCUGUUGGUUAUGGCAGAUUUAACAUGUCAGAUGAAGAGAACUGUGGCCUAGUCUGCUGCUGGUCUUUGAAGAAUCCUGAAUAUCCCGAGAGAGUGUUCUAUGCUCCUUCUGGUGUCACUUCUCUCUCUUUCUCUCAUCACAAUCCAAACCUUCUAGCAUUUACAACAUGGUUUACCUAAUGUGUGAUCAUUCCUAAACAUGCAUAUGUACAUACAUGUAUGUACCGAGGAAGGAUUCAUUCACAAGUGUUCUUGCUCUUACAACGAGCAAUUUUUGGAGACAUACUCUGGACACAACGGUCCGGUGUAUAGGGUGAUGUGGCAUUCCUUGUUCAAUGAUUUGUUUCUGAGUUGUAGCAGUGACUGGAAUAUCUGUCUGUGGCAUCAAGACAAGUCUAAACCAUUACACACCUUCCAAGCCACACAAAAGCAAGAGUCAGUAAAGGCUGGUUCCCAGUCAGGCAGGAGAAAGACAGGCACUGAUGAUAGACUGGUUGAUCACAGCUCACAGGAGGCUGUGUGGAGCAUUGACUGGUCUCCUCAUGACCCAACAGUCUUUGGUUGCGUGAGAGGCAGUAGAAUAGAGAUAUGGAACAUGAAGCAUAAUGUUCUUGAUCCACUAAUAGUACACAAGCCACUCUCUGGCACUAGACAAACAUUCAUCAAAUUCUCUCAUAACUCUGAUGUCAUUCUAGUAGGAGAUUACAAAGGAGAAGUGUCUGUCUUUAUUACUAAGAACACUCCUCCUUGCCCUGCUAAUAAAAUGCAGGCUAUGUCUGAUGUUCUUGCUUCUCUAGAAAGCUCAAAGAAAUAAAUUGACAUUUUAAGCAAACAAGCAAAUAUAUACAUGUAUCACCCACAAGCAUGGAGAUCACUUACACACUAUUAAUGCACAUAAUUAUGACAAAAAUGAUUAUUCAAGUUUAAAAAUAAGAUAUUUAUCUAA
Molecule: messenger RNA, 1131 nt
Organism: Amphimedon queenslandica
Lineage: Eukaryota; Metazoa; Porifera; Demospongiae; Haplosclerida; Niphatidae
Product: WD repeat-containing protein 78-like
Exons: 9
Coding region: 385-999 (204 amino acids)
Biological process (GO): cilium movement
Cellular component (GO): axonemal dynein complex
Molecular function (GO): dynein heavy chain binding; dynein light chain binding
Source: RefSeq, a predicted model, not a curated record